UCCUCCUCCUCCGGCACACACAGCUCGCCCUCUGAUUGGUUGGAAACCAGCACGGAGAGAACUCGUGUCGUGAGAUCUGUCAAAUUCGGCGCACCAACUCCACACACCAACAUCAUUUCACCAUCCAGACCACCAGAAUACCGCGUCUGCUUAUCGGUGGCCGCCUUUGGAGUUGCAUCAAAAACAGGACAAACGUCCGGAAGUCGCCGCCGCAUCUGAAGGACACCCACUCGAGCCACAUUUACCGGAAACACCGCGCAGAGGGCAUCGGUGUGAGGAUGGCUGCGUACAAGCUGGUCCUGAUCCGCCACGGGGAGAGCUGCUGGAACCAGGAGAACCGCUUCUGCGGCUGGUUCGACGCGGACCUGAGCGACACCGGGGAGCACGAGGCCAAGAGAGGCGGGCAGGCCCUGAAAGAUGCUGGCUAUGAAUUUGAUAUUUGCUACACCUCGGUCCUAAAGAGGGCCAUCCGCACCCUGUGGUUUGUUCUGGACAGCAUCGAUCAGAUGUGGCUGCCCGUCAACCGGACCUGGCGCCUCAAUGAGCGCCACUACGGGGGCCUGACUGGCCUGAACAAGGCUGAAACAGCCGCUAUACAUGGAGAGGCCCAGGUCAAGAUCUGGAGGCGCUCUUUUGACAUACCUCCCCCAUCCAUGGAUGAGGGGCAUGACUUCUACCAGAGCAUCAGCAAGGACCGGCGUUAUGCCGACCUGACAGAGGACCAGCUUCCUAGCUGUGAGAGCCUCAAGGACACCAUCGCCAGGGCUCUGCCCUUCUGGAACGAAGAGAUCGUUCCACAGAUCAAAGAGGGGAAGAGGGUGCUGAUUGCUGCCCACGGCAACAGUCUCCGAGGCAUCGUCAAGCAUCUCGAGGGUAUGUCAGAGGAGGCCAUCAUGGAGCUAAACCUGCCCACAGGUAUCCCUAUUGUGUACGAGCUGGACAAGAACCUGAAGCCUUUAGGACCGAUGCAGUUCCUGGGAGAUGAGGAAACCGUCAAGAAGGCCAUGGAAGCUGUAGCUGCUCAGGGCAAAGCCAAGAAAUGAGUCCCCCAACCCCAAGAUGAGCUUUGAGAUAGACUACAUACAUAAAUAAUGUGUUGUUCAGUUAUUACACGGUCAUUUACUGUUAAUGUUCUCACAGAUUUGUAUACAUACAGACCAAAAAAGUAUGCACUUUGUUUUCAUAGUACUGGGAUUUCCAUAGGAAAUUUGAUUGGUGACAUCCUGAAAUAUACAUGUCAUUAUUAAACACUAGAUAUCACCAGUAAUAUGGUUUAAACACAAACCGAAAUGUAAAAUCCGGUACCAACAUAUGGAUAGCAAACAUAGAUACACCCUCCGGUCAUCCCAUGUACUCCUUCCUAUUUCCCACCUAUGUAGAUGAGGCUCAGAGGGGAAAAUAUAACCUAUAAAGAAACACUGGCUGUUGUCAAAGGGAGAAGUUGUUGUUGAGUAUUGUUUGCUGUAGCAUUGUGAAAAAAUAAUAAAUGUUUUGAGCCAUUA
This is a messenger RNA of Pungitius pungitius (ninespine stickleback), 1502 nucleotides long. RefSeq names its product phosphoglycerate mutase 1b (gene pgam1b). Bases 279 to 1043 code for a protein of 254 amino acids. The transcript is spliced from 4 exons. The record is from RefSeq and is a predicted model, not a curated record. NCBI's taxonomy places the organism in Eukaryota, Metazoa, Chordata, Actinopteri, Perciformes, Gasterosteidae. Gene Ontology annotation, biological process: glycolytic process. Gene Ontology annotation, molecular function: intramolecular phosphotransferase activity.